Messenger RNA from Malus domestica (apple), 2681 nucleotides. Its product is annotated as zinc finger BED domain-containing protein RICESLEEPER 1-like. Gene Ontology annotation, molecular function: DNA binding; protein dimerization activity. Lineage: Eukaryota; Viridiplantae; Streptophyta; Magnoliopsida; Rosales; Rosaceae. The record is from RefSeq and is a predicted model, not a curated record.
AAUUUCUAUCGGAUCGCCAAAUUAAUAUCUAAUCCGUUGACCCACAACCCAAUACGGGUAAAGUGAGUGGGUAUACUUAUCGGAUCCAAACCAUUUUCUCUCACACCCACAUCGGGUUCAGACUCGCUCCCUCUCUCUCUUCAGGGUCACCCACGAUCCAACCCCGACUCGCCGGACCACCGAUCGGAUUCCCUGAGAUUUUUUACGAUAUAAGGUCAUUUCAACAAUUGCGCGUUUGAUCGAAUUUCAUGCCUAUGUGAUGGAAAUACAAGUCGAGUCUGCUAAGAAACCAAAGAGGUUGACAUCUAUUGUCUGGAAUCAUUUUGAAAGGGUUAGAAAGGCUGAAAUAUGUUAUGCUGUUUGUGUACAUUGUAACAAGAAGCUCAGUGGAUCAAGUAAUAGUGGGACCACCCAUCUGAGAAACCAUUUAAUGCGAUGUCUGAAACGAUCGAACUUUGAUGUAUCACAACUACUUUCAGCGAAGAGAAGGAAAAAAGAUAAUAUCCUUGCCAUAGCAAGUAUUAAUGGUGAUGAAGCACAGAGAAAAGAUGAUUAUAUUCAGCCAGCACUUAUAAAGUUUGAUCAGGAUCCGAAAAAGGAUGAACUAGUUACCAUUGCAAGCGGAAAGUUUGAUCAUGACCGUAGUCGUUAUGAUCUUGCUCGUAUGAUUAUAUUGCAUGGUUACCCGUUCACCAUGGUUGAUGAUGUUGGAUUCAAAGUUUUUGUGAAGAACCUUCAACCAUCAUUUGAGGUUGUGCCAAAUAAUGAUGUUGAACAGUUCUGCAUGGAAAUUUAUAGGAAGGAAAAACGUCAAGUGUAUGAGAUGAUUAAUAGUUUGCACGGCAGAAUUAACCUUUCUGUUGAAAUGUGGUCUUCUCCAGAAAACGUUGAGUACCUGUGUUUGACGGCACACUAUAUUGACGAGGACUGGAAAUUACAAAAGAAAAUUCUGAAUUUUGUCACACUUGAUUCUACUCAUACGGAGGACUUGCUUUCAGAAGUAGUUAUCAAGUGCCUGAUGGACUGGGACAUUGACAGUAAGUUAUUUGCCUUGACAUUUGAUGAUUGUUCCGUCGAUGAUGACAUUGUUGUAAGAAUCAAAGACCGGAUCUCCCAAAACAGGCCUCUCUUGGUCCAUGGUCAGUUAUUUGAUAUUCGCUCAGCAGCACAUCUUCUAAAUUCAAUUGUGCAGGAUGUUUUGGAAGCAAUGAGAGAGGUGAUAAGAAAUAUUCGAGGAAGUUUCAAGCACGUAAGAAGUUCACAAUUGACACAAGGGAAGUUCAAUGAAAUUGUUCAGCAAGUAGGAAUUAAUAGUCAGAGGAGAUUAAUUCUUGAUUUCCCAGCUCGAUGGAACUCAAUGUAUCAUAUGCUUGAAACAGCCUUAGAAUACAGGGGUGCAUUUUCUCUCCUGCAAGAGCAUGACCCUUCGUAUACAUCAGCUUUAACUGAUACAGAAUGGGAACGGAUGAGGUCUGUUACAGUUUAUUUGAAACUUCUUGUUGAAAUCGUUAAUGUCUUUUCCAGCAACAAAUGUCCAACUGCAAGUAUAUAUUUUCCUGAGAUUUGUGAUGUUCACAUCCAAUUAAUUGAAUGGUGCAAGAGCCCAGACGAAUUUCUUAGUUCUAUGGCACUAAAGAUGAAAGCUAAGUUUGAUAAGUACUGGAGCAAGUGCAGUUUGGCUUUGGCAGUAGCAGCAAUCUUGGAUCCCCGAUUCAAAAUGAAGUUGGUGGAGUAUUACUACUCUCAAAUAUACGGUAGUACAGCUCUGGAUAGGAUUAAGGAAGUUUCCGAUGGCCUCAAGGAACUUUUUGAUGCAUAUUCAAUCUGCUCAACAAUGGUUGAUCAAGGUUCAGCUUUGCCUGGCAGCAGCUUACCGAGUACCAGCACUGAUAGUAGGGAUCGAUUGAAGGGAUUUGACAAAUUUCUCUACGAGACCUCUCAGAGCCAAAACAUGAUAUCAGACUUGGACAAGUAUCUAGAGGAACCAGUCUUUCCGCGCAAUUGUGAUUUUAACAUAUUAAAUUGGUGGAAGGUGCACACGCCUAGGUACCCUAUUUUGUCCAUGAUGGCACGUGACGUUCUGGGGACUCCUAUGUCAACUGUUGCACCAGAAUCAGCAUUCAACAUUGGUGGUAGAGUGCUUGAUGAAUGUCGAAGCUCACUGAAUCCUGACAUUCGAGAGGCUUUGGUAUGCACACAAGAUUGGUUGCGGGUGGAAUUAAAAGAUGCUAAUACAUUGUCAAGCCAUUCUGCUAGACCAAUCCCUUCUGCCAGGCCAAUUCUUGUUGAAUAGAGUUCAUUUUCCAAUGGUUGAUGGAUCAGCUAUUGGCCUAUCCAGUGCUGUCUAAAUGAUGUCGACGCAGUUAAAGGUGGUCUGGGCAGUGAACCUCAUCUCUGUCUCCAUGCCAAUACAUCACGUGAGACUUGUUAAUCGCUUGUAGUUCUUUGUCAAGCUUAAAUGUAAAUUUUAGGACAUCUACUAGAUUUCCAGAUCUGUACGUAAGCAAGAGCGACCUCUUUCGCGUGUAUCCUUGAUUUUCGAGCAUGCGACUCUUUCUUUGUAAGAUGUGGUUCUUCAUGUUUUCACAAAAUGGGGGGAUGUUCAAUCAAUAAUCUAUAUAUCCAUGCACAAUACCUUCAUCCCAAGCUCACAAUCAAUAUAUUGUUACUCAUUUAUCUAA